Messenger RNA from Lodderomyces beijingensis, 1350 nucleotides. NCBI's taxonomy places the organism in Eukaryota, Fungi, Ascomycota, Pichiomycetes, Serinales, Debaryomycetaceae. The record is from the annotation of a GenBank genome assembly.
AUGAACGUGACUUAUAAUCAAGGUAUGGCUCCGGUUCCCGGCCAUACACACUCGUCAUCUUACGCUUAUCCCCCAACCAGUUACUCAAACUAUCACCAACAACAACAUAGACCAACUCAGUCGUACUACCAGCCGACGGUUGCACAACAACAGCAAGCUGCUCAUGGUCAUGGUCACGGGGUGCAUUUACGGCCACUUGCCGUGCCAGUCAACCAUGUGGCUGACGUCCAGCCUGCUCCUCAAGUACCAGCACCACACAUGGCUCAAGAACAAGCUUCCGUUAAUGGUGGAAUAAAUUCCAUUUUGGAAUACAACUUGAACCAAAUGUCGUCGUUUUUGGCAUGGUGCGCUUUUGGCAUGUUGAAGCAAGCAAGGAGUCCAUCAAAAGAUUUUGAAAAUUUGGUCUCAUCGGUUUUGUUUGCAACUAGAUUGCCGAAAUCAUCGAUUAUCAUUGCCUUGGAGUAUAUGAAUCAAAGAUUUUCAUCAAAGAAAAUCAAACCAACCAUGACUGAACACGAAAUUUUCAACUUUCUCGUUGUUGGCUUAGUGUUGGCUAAUAAGUUCAACGAUGAUAACACCUUUACCAACAAGUCAUGGUGCGGGGCCACCGGCUUGCAAUUGAUUAUAUUGAACAACACUGAAAAGGAAUGGCUCGAAGAUGUCAAGUGGAGUCUAUCCGUGGUCAAUUUUGAAUCAAAUAUCUUGACGUUGGAAGAAUGUUGGAAAACCUGGGUUGAGAAAUAUGGAGAAGCAACUUCGACUACUUCUUCUUCAUCUUCCUCAUCAUCAUUAUCAUCGUCUGCUGCUGCAUCAACAGCAGCGUCGAUUGAUCCUAUCUAUACGCAAAACAGUAUCACUCCAACAAUUUCCCCAUCGAGUACUUUUUACUCAAAUCAAUCUGCUACUUCAGCAAACCGAUAUUCCUAUCAACCAUCCUACGUUUCAAUGUCGUCAUCGCCGAUUUACGAACAACAAGAAGUUAGAUACACUGCCCCCGUGCCUGUUCAACCAUCGCUACCACCUUAUCCAUCCUUGUCGUCACCUGUGAGUUAUGAAAAUGACUGGGGUUAUAAAGCAUAUGCGGACUUGGCCAUUCAAUAUGUUGGAACUGCUCCAAUAAACCAAUAUCAACCACUCCAUCCUCACUCAAACACCUACCACCACCAUCCAACACAUCCAUCACAUCAGCCACCACCACCUCCUCCUCCUCCUCCACAACAUCAUCAUCGUCAUCACCACCACCAUCAACCACCGCCACCCCCACCACAUCACCAACCGGGAGCACUUUCAUUUAGUGGACAUCCCAGCAAGUUUGUGGGCUAUGCCAAUCCUUAUUUCAUGGCAUACUGA